This is a messenger RNA of Sapajus apella (tufted capuchin), 7248 nucleotides long. RefSeq names its product IL2 inducible T cell kinase (gene ITK). Lineage: Eukaryota; Metazoa; Chordata; Mammalia; Primates; Cebidae. Gene Ontology annotation, molecular function: non-membrane spanning protein tyrosine kinase activity; protein binding; ATP binding. Bases 3253 to 4746 code for a protein of 497 amino acids. The transcript has 14 exons. The record is from RefSeq and is a predicted model, not a curated record. Gene Ontology annotation, biological process: B cell receptor signaling pathway; peptidyl-tyrosine autophosphorylation; T cell receptor signaling pathway.
GACUGGAAAUUCCCUCCACUCUUUGUGAAAUGACCAUAUAAAGGUAAAAGCUUUCAGCUUUCCAUCAUCAAUGGUAUCAGGAAUGGAAUGCAAAAUUCUACAUUUUCAGAGAGGAAUCAUCUGUCUUUCCUACCAUUCUGUGGGUGCUUCCAUCUCAAAGCUGAUGUCUUUAUAGCUCCUGAUCACUCGAAAUGUGCUCUUUGGACCAGCAGCAUCAACAUCUCCUAGGAGUAAGAAAUGCAGAUUAUCUGGCUCACUUAUGAGCUACUGGAUCAGAAUGUUCAUUUUAACAAGAUCCCAGGAGACUUAUGUGCACAGUACAGUUUAAGGAGCCCUGGCUAGAACUGGCAUUUGAAUAGCAUGGUCUAUUGAAAUCCUAAAUUAUAGAGGCAUCCUUAAGAGAUACAAAAUAUUCAUUUCUCACAGUGACAUCAAACACAUACGUUUAAUUACACAAAUGCAACUCUAUACCAUUAAGGGUGAAAGGAAUUCUUUUUUCUUUUACAUUUUAUUCUGCGGUUUCUCCUUGCCGCCUCUUCAAACUUGCCCUUGACCUCCACAGUAUCAGAGAGGAAAAGGCCACAGUCUAAAUUCAAAGUGAAAACAAGAGAAGCUGUUUCUUUGCCUUUGAUGUUAAAGGCUGAGGUCCAGGAGAUUGGGCUGCAACUUGCUUUUAGUGAUGACUUUGGAACCUUAACCUCCAAUUGAGUACAACUCCACUCGAAUGUACUUCACAUUCAUUAUGCUCUUGCUCCUCUCCACCAUCUGGGGUAGAUGGUGUGAUGUUAAGGAAAUGGACUGCCUUGAGCAAUUCAGGGUGCUCCGGUAACCUGGAAGUGCCCUGCAAAUCCAUUACUGAGUAGGAAUGAUGGCCCAUGUGGAUUGUUUUGCUUCCAUUUUCCUCUUUUCUCAAACUCUUUUGCCAUAGUUUCCCUUUCUCAUUUAUCACUUCCUUUUGUGCACUAAAACUGAAAAUUGACAAGCCAAGGCGGAUGUAACACAUGGCUAGGUUUUCUGAGGCUUCCUGACUCACAGGCCCUCUCAAUACCACUUUUAAAACCACCACUUUUCACCCUGCACCUUGGGAAGAAAGCCCUUCAACAUUAUCGGUCCCUAGGCCCAGAAGAAUAAUAUUUAACAAGGUUUUGAAGUUGGUAAAUAUUGAAGGGAUCCUCCACAUUAGUCCUGUUGACCAUACUCAUGCAGGCCAAUUUUCAACUUAAGAAAAAAUGGAAAGUUUUAUAUGGAUGGGAUCCACCACAGUAACAGGACGGCAUGGGCUUACCUCAGUGAGUGAAAACCCUUUCCAAAGGCAGAGAUCUGGUCUCCAAAUUUCUGCCAAUGCCUUGCCAUGGGCCCUCAGAUGAGUCACUUGGACAUCAAGGGCCCCAAUGUCCUCAUCUCAGAAAUGGCAGGGAGUUCCGAGGGGCUUAGGAUGAAAUAAUAUCUAAGCCCCUUUCCAAUUCUAAAAUUCUUUGACCCGGUAUUUCCAUUCGGUAGUUUUCACCAUGCAUGCUGCAGCGGUUCCUCUUCAGGGUGCACAGGAUUUUCUUCCUCCAAGUGAUAGACACGUGACUGAGGUGCUAGGAACAUCUGAACAACUCACCAGAACUCCACUGUGGGAAGGCUGGUCAUGCCGAGCUGCUCCCCACGGAAAACCAUGGCCUGAGCGCUAUUGGGGUCCCACUGGGGGUGUCAUGCAGUCACUCUGCUAAUGGUUUUGCUUUUGUAUGGCAACCCACUGCCAUCUCCCCCUCUGAGCAUCUCCUCACUCUACCCUCUUCUGAUGUGGUUUAAUAACUUCAUGCAUCCAACCUUUACACAAUUGAGAGCAAAAUUUUCAAGAAGCACACUGCACUGUGAACGCAGCUCAUGGUCAACUCCCCAGAUGAAGGCUCACAGGAUUCCUGGUACCAAGCACAUUGACAGUGUCAGUCUAUGAGCACCAGGCUUUGGAUAGCCCCUCUGAGCCUCACCUGUAAAAUGAGAAUAAUGAUAAUAGGUAGCUAUGUGUGAGGCUGGGCGAUUCAGUGGGGUUGUGGAAAGCAGUACAGCUGCCAACAUCUACAGAGUUCUUGAUAAAUGGUAAUUGCGUCUACUGGUCUUUCUUAUUUGUGGAUUGAAGAAUCUGAGGCCGAGAUAUAGCCUCAGAACGUGUAUGUCUGGGAAACAGCAACAGCAGUUAAGUAAAAACAGACCCCACCACACUCAACCCAUAGCAACACCCAUUUCUGCAACCAGAACUGGCCCUGAUCUCCCUACAUACCAACUUCACACAAAAGGAAAGGAAGGAAGGAAAGAGCAAGGUCAGAGGAAGAAGAAAGAGAGACCAGUCAUAGAAUGUCCAGGGCUGGAAGUGGCCCAAGGCCCACAGUUAGUACUGGAGCCAGGGUUAGAACAUCAGUCUCCCGGCUCCAAGUUGAGUUCUAAAUGGAAACCAUACUUCCUAUUAUGGGGGUUUUCCUUCUUCUCUGGUCAUUGUAUACCCAGGUCACUACCCCAGCCUACUCUUUCUUGCCAAAUCUGCACAGGGCUGGGCUCCAGUGUCCGUGUGUGACUCUCCUGUACCGCAUCCCUGAUAUGGGCUGUCCAACUUCACGUCAACCUCAUACAGAAAUGAGGAGCUCCCUGCCUACCUAUGCAGCCCAUUCCCCUCUUAUCUCAUCAUUAAGGAAGUCUUUGUAUUGGUCUGAAGCCUGUGUAGUGUCUCGCAUACCACAGAGAGCCCCAGACACAGGCACACACCUUUGAUUCAUUGAGUCUAGGCAUGGCCUUUGCAGGACUACAGAGGAGAAACAGUGAGAGAUGAAUAUGAAGAGAUGAGAGGAAAGAGACAGGGAAGGGGAGGGGAGAAGAGAAAGGAGGAAAGUGAGAAGAGAGAGGAGCGCUAAAGAGACAGAGACAUGGAAACAGAGAUGAACAGAAAAGAGAUAGAGAGAUACUGAGGUUGGUAUAGUUUGAAAGAGGCAGAAAGAACACAUAUUCAGAUGCCUUAAGGCAACUAAAAGUGGAUUCCAGCCCACUCAAAAUGCAGCACAAUGACUCCCACCUCAACCACCCCCUCCUCAAGCCCACAACUGCAUCAGGAAGCUAGUGAGUCACUGUCCCCCUGAGUCACCAAUUCCCACUCCUGAGCUUAGCAGGUGGCAGAGGCAUUCCCGGAAGUCUCUGUGCCUACAGGGAAGGGUGCAAGUCUAACUCCUCUGUCAAGCUUUUUCUGAGAAUACAGAGAGAGAGAGGGCCCCCCCGAAUAUGGACUUCUGGAAAAGUCUACUAGAAAAGGGAAUCAGGAACCAGCAGGCUCAAGGAGAUAAAAGACAGCUUCUGACAAGGCCAACUUCAAAGAAGCCUCUUCCUCCUACUCCUGAAGACAACAGGCGACCACUUUGGGAACCCGAAGACACCGUGGUCAUUGCCUUGUAUGACUACCAAACCAACGAUCCUCAGGAACUUGCCCUACGGCGCAAUGAAGAGUACUGCCUGCUGGAUAGUUCUGAGAUUCACUGGUGGAGAGUCCAGGACAGGAAUGGGCAUGAAGGAUAUGUACCAAGCAGUUAUCUGGUGGAAAAAUCUCCAAAUAAUUUGGAAACCUAUGAGUGGUACAAUAAGAGUAUCAGCCGAGACAAAGCUGAAAAACUUCUUUUGGACACAGGCAAAGAAGGAGCCUUCAUGGUAAGAGAUUCCAGGACCCCAGGAACAUACACCGUGUCUGUGUUCACUAAGGCCAUUGUAAGUGAGAACAAUCCCUGUAUAAAGCACUAUCACAUCAAGGAAACAAAUGACAAUCCUAAGCGAUACUAUGUGGCUGAAAAGUACGUGUUUGAUUCCAUCCCUCUUCUCAUCAACUAUCACCAACAUAAUGGAGGAGGCCUGGUCACUCGACUCCGGUAUCCAGUUUGUUUUGGGAGGCAGAAAGCCCCGGUUACGGCGGGGCUGAGAUACGGGAAAUGGGUGAUCGAUCCCUCGGAGCUCACUUUUGUGCAAGAGAUUGGCAGUGGGCAAUUUGGGUUGGUGCAUCUGGGCUACUGGCUCAACAAGGACAAGGUGGCUAUCAAAACGAUUCGUGAAGGGGCUAUGUCAGAAGAGGACUUCAUAGAGGAGGCUGAGGUCAUGAUGAAACUGUCUCAUCCCAAACUGGUCCAGUUGUAUGGGGUGUGCCUGGAGCAGGCCCCCAUCUGCCUGGUGUUUGAGUUCAUGGAGCACGGCUGCCUGUCGGAUUAUCUGCGCAGCCAGCGGGGGCUUUUUGCUGCAGAGACCCUGCUGGGCAUGUGUCUGGAUGUGUGUGAGGGCAUGGCCUACCUGGAAGAGGCGUGUGUCAUCCACAGAGACUUGGCUGCCCGAAAUUGUUUGGUGGGAGAAAACCAAGUCAUCAAGGUGUCCGACUUUGGGAUGACAAGGUUCGUUCUUGAUGAUCAGUACACCAGUUCCACAGGCACCAAAUUCCCGGUGAAGUGGGCAUCCCCGGAAGUUUUCUCAUUCAGUCGCUAUAGCAGCAAGUCGGAUGUGUGGUCAUUUGGUGUGUUGAUGUGGGAAGUUUUCAGUGAAGGCAAAAUCCCAUAUGAAAACCGAAGCAACUCAGAGGUGGUAGAAGACAUCAGUACUGGAUUUCGGUUGUACAAGCCCCGGCUAGCCUCCUCACAUGUCUACCAGAUUAUGAAUCACUGCUGGAAAGAGAGACCAGAGGAUCGGCCAGCCUUCUCCAGACUGCUGCGUCAACUGGCUGAAAUUGCAGAACUGGGACUUUAGUAGAGACUGAGUAGCAGGCCAUGGGCUGCAGAUCCUGAUGGAAGAAGGAUAUGUCCUCCUCCCAUAGAGCAUUAGAAGCUGCCACCAGCCCAGGACCCUACAGAGGCAGCCUGGCCUGUGGCACCAGUCCCUGAGUUACCAUGGAAGCAGCAUCCUGACCACGGCUGGCAGUCAAGCCACAGCUGGAGGGUCAGCCACCAAGCUGGGAGCUGGGCCAGAACAGAAGUGAUGUCUCUGCCCUCUCUCUAGCCUCUUGUCACAUGUGGUACACAAACCUCAACCUGACAGCUUUCAGGCAGCAUUUCUUGCACUUCUUAGUAAUAGAGACAGACAGGAGUAAGACCCAGAUUGCUAUUUUUAUUGUUAUUUUAAACAUGAAUCUAAAGUUUAUGGUUUAAGGGACUUUUUAUUUGACCCAACAACACAGUAUCCCAGGAUAUGGAGGCAAGGGGAGCAAAGAGCAUGACUCUUUUUCUAAGAAAACUGGUGAGUUAACCAAAGUUAGAAAGAGUGUGCUCUGCUGCUAUGAUGCUGUCAGCCGCAGCUUCCUGCCGCAGAGAAUGGUGGAGCAGCUGCUCCAACAGGAGGCCGGAUAUUCUGAGAAGCAGCUCUGUGAGGUUUUACAGAGUAUGCUGCUACCUCUCUCCUUGAAGGGAGUAUGGUGAGACCCAUUGGAUGGAUUGGGGUGAAUAGUUCAGGUCCCAUGCAUGGAGCAUUGGGUAUCUGAUGUCUGCGCCAGGACAAGAGAACAUCUGAUGGUGGGGAACCACGUGGUACAAGAGAGGCCUUAGGUUUUAUCACUCCCAUGCUCAUCCUUUAUACCAAGCUAUGCAGGUUACUAUGUCUCUUCUGCACAGAAUGCUUCCGCCAGCAUCUUGAGAAGAAAUAAUUACUUGUAAAUACUGACUCCUCUGGUCAUCCUUUCCAGCCUCUGGGAAUCAGCCCCCUCUCUGCACUAUCUAAUCCUGAUCAACAGAGGGCAGCAUUGUGUUGAUUAGUGUUGGCCUGGCGAGCAAUUGAAACUUGUUUAGGUUGAGCAAUUUUAAGGUUGAGACUCCAAGUCUCUCAAAAUUCUAGGAGAGAAAUAUAGAGUCUGUUCUUGCUCAGACCAUCAGGAUACAAACAGUCAGGCACUGACUGGGGCGCUUCCAGGAUGCAGGAGAAUGCCUACUCUGGCUUGAGCACUUCUAUAUGCAAGGUGAAUAUGUACUGAGCUAGGAGCCUUUCCUGCAAAAUCUCUGUUCACUCUGAGUUCACAUCCCCAUGAGGCAAUAUUACUAUUCCUAUUUUACAAAUAAUGUCACCGAGGCUUUAAGAAGCCAAGACGUCUGCCCAAAGUGACAGAACUAGAAAAUCUAGAGCUGGGAUUCUAGCCCAAAUCUGUCGACUCUAAUAGACAGAUUCUUUAUUCCUAUUCAACACUGCCUCCUACUGAAAAGGAAAGGGAUUGCAGGGGGGAAUAAAUACAGCAGAGAGGAAAGACGGAAAGACAGUAAAGAAGUCAAUAUAGAACCACUAGCGAAUAGUGUUGCUCUGGCACAGGGCUCUGUGGUUGAUGCAUGUCCCCCCAGCCUGGAAUAGGAUUUUCCUUUUCCUACUCUGUAUCCUUAUCUUGGUCAUGUUAAUGACUUUGGAGUUAUUCAGUUAAUGAACUCUUUAAUUCUCACAACCAACCAAUCAGGUUGCUUGAAGCCAUUUAUAGACGAGCUUCAAAGCAACUUUAAAAGGUUCUUCUGUAGAAGUAUGAGUUCUUCCUUUAAUUAUCAUUCCAACUUUUAGCUGUAGUCUUCUGGAACACUUCAUGGGGAGGGACAUUCCCUGAUAUACGAGAAGAUGGUGUUGCAAUUGGCUCUUUCUAAAUCAUGUGACAUUUUGACUGGCUUGAGAUUCAGAUGCAUCACUUUAAUUAUAAUUAUUGUGAAGUGGAGAGCCUCAAGAUAAAACCCUGUCAUUCAGAAGAUGAUUUUACUCUGCUUAUCCAAAAUUAUCUCUGUUUACUUUUUAGAAUUUUGUACAUUAUCUUUGGGAACCCUUAAUUAGAGAUGAUUUCUGGAACAUUCAGUCUAGAAGGAAAACAUUGGAAUUGACUGAUCUCUGUGGUUUGGCUUAGAAAAUUCCCCUGUGCAUGGUAUUAUCUUUUUCAAGCUCAGAUUCAUCAAAGCCUUAACUGAAAUGUGUAGAUAUUUCACCUCCCAGUGUCCUAUCCCACAAAAUGGGCUUCCUGUCUGGUUUUUCCUCUCACAUUUUGUAAAUGGUGCCCUGUGUUUGUAGAGAACUCCCUUAUACAGGGUGUUGGUUCUAGUUUCAUUUUGUAGACUUUGCAUUUUGUACCUUUUGACUAUGUAUUUAUAUUUGCAUCAGAUGCAUAUUUAUUAAUGUACAGUCACUGCUAGUGUUCAAAAUAAAAAUGUUACAAAUAGCUGUUAUCCUUCGUGGGGCACACAGAGUUAAAAGUUGAGUAUAGCAGUUAAAGCUGUAUUUUAAUAAAUAUGGUGCAUAGGG